Molecule: messenger RNA, 1927 nt
Organism: Chenopodium quinoa (quinoa)
Lineage: Eukaryota; Viridiplantae; Streptophyta; Magnoliopsida; Caryophyllales; Amaranthaceae
Product: F-box protein At1g10780-like
Exons: 4
Coding region: 473-1747 (424 amino acids)
Molecular function (GO): protein binding
Source: RefSeq, a predicted model, not a curated record
UUUCAUUUCAGAAAUGUCAAAUCUUUUUCACAACGGAUCAAAUUUUCAAAAAAAUUCAAACCCAAAACUUUUUAAAUAUUGCACAUUGCCGCUCUACCCGUUGUUUUUAUAGCCUCUUCUAUUUUCAUUUUUCCUUUUUCUUUUAAUUUUUUUUAAAUUUCAUUUUCUAAAAAUUUCCCUAAAACUCACACUUCAAGACUGUGUCAGUACACUGUAAUACUGUUAAAAAAAACCCAUAAAUUAAAAUAAAUCAAAUUAAUUAAAAUAAAUCAAAUAAAUAAUAAAAAUAAAAACGUUUGAAAUUUGAAAAAAUUCCAGCCUCCCUCUUCUCUUUCACUUAUACCCGCGCUCCUUCCUCCUUAAACCUCCUUCCCAUUUUUUCUCUCUCCUCACAAACCCUUCUCUUUCUCUCUCUUCUCACUCAAUUUUGGGAGCAACCCAGAUCCUAAUUCUUUCAAAUAGAACAAAAUAAAUGGAGUCAUUGCCAGAUGCCAUUGUUCAAUACAUAUUGUCUCACCUAAACAAUGCCAAAGAUGUGACAUCUUGUAUCUCAGUCUCAAAGAGAUGGAAAGAGUCUAUGCCAUUUAUUCGAAGCCUGUACUUUCCUCGAAACGUUUUCGAUACGUCCUCAAUGAGAGAUUGUGACGAUACCAACCCUGAUGAAAUCAUAUUGAAAAUUGUAAUGAUGGUAGUUCGAUUAGAGGAGCUUGUUGUAUACUGUCCUUUCUCUAGUUCAGGGCUAGCAGCUUGGCUCAAUGUAGCUAAUAAGUCCCUUAGACAUCUCGAGCUUCGAAUGGAUAGCCUUUCGGAACAUCAAAUUAGUCCAGAGAAUUCGUCGAGUAAAUUAGAUUGUCUCGGUAUUGCAAAGAAUUUAGAAUCCUUAAGGUUGUGGGGUGUGAUGAUGACCCAAUCACCUAAAUGGGAGACUUUCCAUUAUCUUCGAAAUCUUGAAAUUGUUGGGGCAAGAAUGGAGGAUCAUACGUUGGUAGAUGCACUUCAUUUGUGUCCUAAUUUGAAUCGAUUAUUGCUUCUUGGUUGCGAGGGAAUUCGGUCUGUUUCGAUUAAUAUGAAAGAGUUAGAGGAGUGUAAAUUGGACUUCUAUGGUGCUGGAAACAAUUCCCUCACCAUUUCUUGUCCAAAGUUAAUCAGCCUUGAGAUUCAAGGGUGUGGUUGGAUGAGGGUUCGGGACACUCAAUGCCUUCGAAAUCUUUCGAUUUCCAACAGUGGAGGAAAAGUGUACUUGGUUGAUUUUAGUAAGCUUGUGGCACUCGAAACCCUGUCGUUGAGGGGUGUUCAAUGGUGUUGGGAUGCCAUAAGCAAGAUGCUUCAAUGGGCUUCUGAAGUGAAGUAUCUUUACAUGAAGGUUGAAUUUACUGGGGACUUUGAAAACCUUCUGCCCUUCCCUGAGAUCGAUUUUGUUGAGUUCUUUAAUGCUCAUCCAAAGCUCCAAAAGUUUGAUAUCCAUGGAGCUAUGUUUGCUGCAUUAUGUCAGAAAAAUAGCUUGAAAAGUGUCGAUUCGAAGUUUUCAAUUCCAUGUUUGGAAGAGAUUGUACUAACUGUAAGAUCACCAUUGAAUGCUGAACAGAAAAUGAGUACUCUUGAGUCAUUUGUGAAGUAUGCGCGAAACCUUAAGAAGAUGGUAAUAAAGAUUCUUCAGAUGAAGAGUAGCCAUAGCAGCACAGACGAUUUCUUUGAGGAUAUCUGUAGGUUUAAAUACAUGAAUCGAAAAAUUGUUCGAAUAGAAUAACAAGGAAGAAGUGAUUCAACUCUCUUCCUCUCUUUCCCUUUACGUGGUAUUCCCACAUCAUUUGUUGUUUCAUCUAGAACUUCAUCAAUUUUAACUGAUAAACUGUAUCCUCAUUAUUUUUAACAGAUAAAUGUAUCAAUUCCCUUCCAUUUGAACUGUUUUUGUUGUCUAGACUCUCUG